Messenger RNA from Torulaspora delbrueckii, 3348 nucleotides. RefSeq names its product Nab6p (gene NAB6). NCBI's taxonomy places the organism in Eukaryota, Fungi, Ascomycota, Saccharomycetes, Saccharomycetales, Saccharomycetaceae. The coding region runs from base 1 to 3348 and encodes 1115 amino acids. The record is from RefSeq and is a predicted model, not a curated record. Gene Ontology annotation, molecular function: mRNA binding. The transcript has a single exon. Gene Ontology annotation, cellular component: cytoplasmic stress granule.
AUGCAAUCCAAGGAAAGUGCACAACAGCCUUCCCUUUCUCCGCAGCAGCGUCAUCAUCAGCAACAACUGCAUAGGGAAUACAAUAGCCCUGGAAUAUAUCAACAUAUGGUUCCGCAGUUUAUGAAUUCGCAGCCGAUGUACUACCCAACGGGACCAGUGAUGAACGCUCCUCCUACUCCGUUCGAUACGGCAUACGGUGUGACGUUGUUACCAUCACAUUUACUGAUGGGCUCACCGUUUGUGUCGUCACCAAAUCUGUUCCAGCAACCGCAUCACCAUCAACAUGCGCACCAACGUCUUCAGCAAUACAGUCAUAAUCAGUCAAAGUCGUCUUCUGGAAGAAGCUUUGGCAAGCUGGCGACUGCUUAUCCGGUGCCACCUUCUUUAAACUCACCACCGGCAUCUAGAAACGCAUUGCACAAUCGUGGUCCUCGUCGGGGUAGUCAUUACAAGUCAAUUCAGUCUUCAGAUGCAUCUAAGCGGUUUAAGGACCCUUUUAUUUUGACUUACAGAGUUUUACCAAAGGGCAACGACGAGUUUAGGACGAGAUCGUUGCUUUUCGAAAAUGUCGAUGGUUCGAUUGACCUACACUCGUUUGUCACUAAUUUCACAAAUUACGGCCCAGUAGAGAGUGUUUAUCUCUUCAAGAGCGAAGGAGAUCAUGUUUCAAUACUUUUGAGCUUUUUCUCCAAAGCCAUUUGCCUGGAUUUUUAUAACAGCGUCUUACAAAGGCUCUCUGAGUAUAAAUCGGAUCUCGAUUCUAAAGCAUUAACGCUGAGCUUUGUCUCAUUGGAAUACAAAGUUUCAGAUACUAGCGAAGAAGAUAUUGAUAAAGAGGAUGACAGUAAACCUGACGCUUUUAACAUCACGGCUGCUGGUUCACUCCGUUAUGAUGUGAUUAAUAGAGGCGCCACAAGAUCCAUAAUGAUUACAUUCAAGACACCUUGCUCAAAGGAUGAGUUGAUCGACAAGAAGCUAGAAUUCUUGAAGAAAGAAAACAAUACUCGUUACGUAUUGGAAUCUAUCGAUCUAGUGACCGCAGACGAACCAUCCAAGCAUUUUCCACAAAACUAUGCUGUCCUCACAUUUUUGAAUAUCUUCAUGGCUGUAGAGAUACUUGACUACAUUCGAUUACAUUCGCAAAAGCUGGAUAUCUCCAAAUGUUUUUUCAUCUCCAUCCAACCUCAAAUUCCAGAUGGGAAAAGGCUCAGUGUCUCUUCGGCUUCUAACGGCAGGUCGAUGGAAAGUAUAAGCGGUAACUAUAGGAGCAAAAAUGCAAGUGUAACAAGUUUGGAAUCAUCAGGUUCAAUCAUCUCCUUAGAUCAGGAGAUUGAUGAAAUGACAUAUAAGCUACAAAGCGUCAAUUCGAAGAAAAACAUCCUAGAGGUGACAACGAACAAUUACAAGGAUCCUUCAUUUGAAGGCCAUACCGAUCAUUUGACAAAUGUGACCGUCUCAGAGGCAGCUUCGUUGGAUUCGCAACUAACAAUGCCAAGCCCUCAAGAGGUAACAGUUAAUGAAUACGUUCUACCGAACCAGGAUAUGCCAUUACCCAAUGACAUGAAUUAUGCUCCAAGUGUUCAAGAUGUUGAUGCUGUUCCCCCUUCAAUGGUACCCAUGAGUACAAUGCCUAAUACUCCUUACGGCUGUUACAUGCCACCUCCAAAUGUAAGACAAAACGGCAACAUGACGAAGCCUAUCACUCAGAGUUUACAGAGGCAAUAUGCUACUUCCGCUGAAGUUGCAUCUUCCAUGGGUGGCGGGAUUGGAAAUAGGACCGUCUACAUCGGAAACAUACAUCCUCGCUCAAGGACAGAGGAUAUAUGUAACGUUGUUCGUGGAGGUAUCUUACAGAAUGUCAAAUUUCUAGCAGAGAAACGCAUUUGCUUCGUUACUUUCGUAGAGGCAUCUGCGGCAGUGCAAUUCUACACAAACGCAUUUAUUGAUCCCAUUGUACUUCAUGGAAACAUGUUAAAAGUCGGUUGGGGCCAUCAUUCGGGUCCUCUACCUAAAAGUAUAGCCUUGGCUGUGACGGUAGGGGCCAGCAGAAAUGUUUACGUUAGUUUGCCUGAGUUUGCAUUCAAGGACAAGUAUAUUUAUGAUCCUCAGUACGAGGAAUACAAUAAAAAGUUCAGAUUGCCAGACGAAGAGCAAUUGCGUGACGAUUUCAGUCAUUACGGUGAUAUAGAACAAAUCAACUACUUAAAUGAUGGGCACUGUUGUUGGGUAAAUUUUACAAAUAUAUCAGCAGCUAUCAAACUAGUGGAAGAAGUGAAGUACGAAGGUGGUGGAAAUUUCUACAAAAUGCUCGGUGGACGUUACGAUGGUCUUGUCAUUGGAUAUGGUAAAGACCGUUGCGGUAACGUAAAUAAAAAUUUCAUCGCCGGUAAGAAUUCAAGAUUCUACAAAAAAGUUAAGAAGCCUAGCUUCAAUAUUAGAUUGAGUAAGAUGGAAGAAGAAAGAAGACAACAUGAAGAGACUUUGAGGAGACAACAAGAAAAUAACAGUGAAAAGUUUUUGCAAUUCGGAUCACUCGGAAUUACAAUAGACAGUAAUGGUAAAGAAGACCCUGAGAAAGUCGAUGAUGUAGAUUUUGAGGACGAGGUCAAAUUUGAUUCAAACAGUCCAAAGAAAACUGUUGAGCAGGCAAGUGGCAAAGAAUCAGACCAAGAAGAACAGGAAUUAUUAAAGUUAAGCAAUAAGAGUCAAGGGGCACAGGGCUUGAACAUCGUCGAAUCCCAAGGCCAGAGUACAAGAGAAAAGGAAGCUACAAAGCUAACUCGUAAUCACAGUGAAAAUGAUGAGACUUCUGCCAAAUCAGAUGCAUCCAGUGACGUUGAACUUAUAAUAAACUCCCCUGAAGAAGAGGAGAGUAAUUUCAAAAGCAAAAGUAAUAGAGGUUUUAGGAAAAAUGAUAGAAGAAAACUAGCCAAUUGUGCAGAGGGCGCAUCUUCAAAAGAAAGAUUUAAAUCGACAACGAAUGAUGUAUCCUCUGCCCUCUCUUCCUCAUCUCUAGAGGCAAAUCCUCCUAUGGCACCCGCAACCAUAUCACGUAAUUAUUCGUUGAUGUUCAAACAGCAGUACAACCAUGAAAAGCUCAGAGAUUUUGAAGGGGAAUCAUUUGAUGACGAAAGUCAACAGGAAUCUAAUUUCGAUUUCGAAUCGACUCAGCAAACUCGUCGCCGGAGAUACCCAAACAGACGGCAUGGGAAAUCCAUACCAGGGUCUGAUGUCAUGGCUCAAUACCUGGCGCAACUGCAACACUCGACGUUUAUUUACGCUGCUAACAUUCUAGGUGCCUCCAAUGAUGGCGAUAACAAUUACCUAGACGAAAAUGCAGAUUCAUGA